Didymella exigua CBS 183.55 is the source of this 1089-nucleotide messenger RNA. RefSeq names its product MFS general substrate transporter. Lineage: Eukaryota; Fungi; Ascomycota; Dothideomycetes; Pleosporales; Didymellaceae. The record is from RefSeq and is a predicted model, not a curated record. Bases 1 to 1089 code for a protein of 362 amino acids. The transcript is spliced from 7 exons. Gene Ontology annotation, biological process: transmembrane transport. Gene Ontology annotation, molecular function: transmembrane transporter activity.
AUGAAACGCGACCAGCAAGAGACGUCACGAGAGCCCACAGUCCUGGAAACGAGGCCAGCAAUGACAGUCCCUUCGCAAAACUUGGUUACAUGGACGAAUGACGCAGAUUUGGAAAACCCAAGUCCUUUAGCCUCUUCAAUGAUUGCUCCGGCCACAGCGCUCAUCAGCAGGGAUUUGAAGAACGAUUCAGACACGUUCUCCGUCCUUGUAGUUACCUUCUUUAUUCUUGGCUACGUGUUCGGGUCGCUUCUGUUUGGCCGCUUGAGUGAGAUAUAUGGCCGCCGUCCUAUUCUCUUAGCCUCUAAUUUUAUCUUUUCAAUAUGGCAGCUGGGUUGUGCACUAUCUACCAGUAUAAAGAUGCAAAUGGCAUUUCGUCUGCUAGCUGGCUUUGGUGGCUCCGGCUGCAUCGCUAUUGGUGGGGGUGUUAUAUCCGAUGUUUUCGAUCUCAAAGAACGUGGCUUGGCUGUCACAGUAUUCUCUGUGGGACCUUUGGUAGGUCCAGUUCUGGGUCCUAUCGUAGGUGCAUACAUUAGUCAAGACUUGGGUUGGCGAGCAAUCUACUACUUCAUGUUCAUUACGUCCAUGAUAGCAGAGAUAGUCACCUUCUUUGUAGUGAAGGAGUCUAAUCCUCAGACCGUACUUUGUCAAAAACGCGAUCGAUUGCAAAAGCUGACUUCGACACCUCUCUUCCUCGAGAAUGAACUCUCAGCCAUCUCUAGCAAAUCGCCAAUCUAUGACUUGCUCAUAUCUACAAUUCUACCAUGGAAGUACAUCAAGUCUGGUAUUAUGGGACUCAUGGUGCCUCUGUCUUUUUUCUGGUAUGGUUGGGCGGCGGACAAGCAAGUGCACUGGGCCGUCCCGGUAGUUGGUCUUUUGCCUUUCGGUGUUGGGCUGAUAGGAGUCUUUUUGCCCAUUCAGAACUACAUGAUUGAAGCUUUCCCGGAAGUCUCAGCAAGUGCAACGGCUGUCUUGGCUUCUUCGAGGAACGUUGUCGGAACAUUUCUCCCUAUUGUUGCGCCAAGCAUGUGUAAGAUGCUCACUCACUUUCUCUACUUCCUGAAAUAUUUACCGACAUUGAUUAAGAACUAA